AUGAGGAGAGAUCAGAGAAGUCCAAAACAGGAUCCAAUUUUGAGUUCUCAAUAUGUUGUAUGCGAGGGAAGGUACAACUGCCAUUUUGAAGCACUUGAUCGGACGCUCAGGAAUCCUAUGUCAGUUACCGAUCAACAUAAGACACAUCAACUAUUUGGUGGUAAGGUUAUUGUUCUAGGAGGUGAUUUCAGACAGAUACUUCCGGUUCUGAAACUACAUAUAAAUGUGAGGCUUCUAAUGUCUUCUUCGGAUCAAGAUGAAGGUGAAAUGAAGAGAUUUGCUAAUUGGAUACUUGAUGUUGGAAAUGGAAAUAUUGGCUAUGUUGUUGGUGAUGAAUCAGAAGUUGAAAUUCUAGAUGAUCUAUUGAUUACAACUACUGAUGACCCUCUCUCUCAUUUGAGUAGGGCAAUUCUUGCACCCACACUUGAGAGUGUCGAGAAGAUAAACGAUUUUGUCUUGACAAUCUUUUCAGGGAUGGAAAAGGAGUAUUUGAGCUCUGACACAACAUGUCAAGCUGGUGAGAAUGAAGAUGUAAAAGAAGAGUGGUUCACACUAGAGUUUCUAAAUGACAUCAAAUGUUCAGGAUUACCCAAUCACAAGUUGACUUUGAAGCCAAGAGUCGCUAUAAUGCUACUGCGAAACAUAGACCAGACUUCAGGUUUAUGCAACGGGACAAGAUUAAUAGUUAACGAACUUGGCAGCAACGUAAUUGAAGCGACGGUAGUGACCGGUAGAAAUAUUGGAGAUAAAGUGUACAUUCCAACAAUGAACUUGAUCCCUUCAGAUUCAGGAUUGCCAUUUAAGUUCCAACGGAGACAAUUUUCAUUAACAGUAUGCUUUGCAAUGACCAUUAACAUGAGUCAGGGUCAAUCAUUAUCACAUGUACGGCUUUAUUUGCCAAAAUCAGUAUUCACCCAUGGACAACUUUAUGUUGCUUUGUCAAGAGUUAAGAGUCGCAGUGGCUUCAGGGUUUUAAUUCUAAACGAAGACGGCAAUUCAAAGUCAUCAACAACAAAUGUCGUGUUCAAAGAGGUUUUUAAUAAUAUUUAG
Messenger RNA from Arachis stenosperma, 1050 nucleotides. RefSeq lists its product as uncharacterized. The record is from RefSeq and is a predicted model, not a curated record. Bases 1 to 1050 code for a protein of 349 amino acids. The transcript is spliced from 3 exons. Gene Ontology annotation, molecular function: DNA helicase activity. NCBI's taxonomy places the organism in Eukaryota, Viridiplantae, Streptophyta, Magnoliopsida, Fabales, Fabaceae. Gene Ontology annotation, biological process: telomere maintenance; DNA repair.